AUGGAGAAACUCUCAGCUACCAGUGUGGUGCGAGUCUUAAUACAAAAACCAUCCAUAGAAAAAUGCAGUGUGUGUAUUCAAGAGAACAUCACUAAAAAAGCAGUGUGUAUUAAUAAGUAUUUUAGCUGCUCAAGAGACUGGCUUCUACACCGAGAUAAAUGCAUACAUUUUUCUCAAGACAGCCACAUUUGGAAGAGAGGUCUAGCUGACUGUGCUACAAAAGGAGCCACUUUUCUGCUCAUUCGAGACCAAGAGGAACUGAGCUUCAUAAAGGACUCAGCAAAUGCAAAAGGCACUACAUUUUGGCUUGGACUAUAUUACACGUUGCGGGACAAGAAAUGGAAGUGGGUAAACGGCUCAACUUUAAGUUCUCAUGGGUUACAAAUCACUGGUGAAGCUAAAAAAGACAGCUGUGCCGCCGUCUCAAAGAAUAAAGUGUUCUCUGAUGCCUGUGCUUCACACAACAUGUGGAUCUGCCAAAAGGAACCAAAACUGGUCUCUGAGACCGUGUGUAAUGACUCCUGACUGCGAAUCCUGUCUUCAUUACUUCCCCAUCCAACCAGAUCCCUGCACUCAAUCUGUCUGAGCUGUUGGUCACCCCUCCCCUCAGGGCACAGUUAGUGGCACAAAGCCUGGACUCGAAAGCCACUGUGACUCCUACAGAUGCCCGUGUCCAGUUUCUUUAUUCUGUAAAGGGGACAGAGAUGCAGAUGUGACAUUUAAGCGAAGUGUUCUGUGGAAAGAAAUCCAGACAGUU
Molecule: messenger RNA, 757 nt
Organism: Cricetulus griseus (Chinese hamster)
Lineage: Eukaryota; Metazoa; Chordata; Mammalia; Rodentia; Cricetidae
Source: RefSeq, a predicted model, not a curated record